GACGGCUAGCGCACCAUCUCUGUGUGGUGGCGGCGUGCCGUCCUCCCAGCCGGUCCGUUCGCUGUCCUGAGGUUCGGCCUGUCCAUUCAAGCUGUCCAUGAGCGACGCCGCGGUGCGCGCAUACCUCGCCGAGCACGGAGCUCCGUCGGCGGCGUCCGCGGCGCAGCAGGCCGCGCUCGACGCCUGCACCGUCGACCAGGUUCCGAUCCUGCAGUUGCUCUAUCAGCCGUGCGGCGCCGGCAUGCACGGCUUCGCGUGUGGUGUUCGGUGGGGCGUCGACGAGGAGUUCCUCCCGUCCCCUCGCCGCUGGCUCCGCCAGUGGGGCCGGCCGCACGCGGCGCUUUGCCAGCGCGGCUUCUUUGCUGCCCUUGCCGCCGUCCUCACGCGCGCCCACUGGGAGCAAGAGUGGGACGCGCAGCCCUUUCGCAUCGCAGCGGUGCCGCCCCGCACAAUGGGCAAGAUGGUGCAUCAGCUGGCGACGGCAAACUACUACCACUUCACCCUUGGCCCGAGGCAGCGGCCGGCGCUGCGCGGCUCGCCUGCGCCCGGCUCGCGCUUCCGGCCGCUUCCCCAGCCGGGCUUCCGGUGGAACGUGCUCGACUUUGGCGGGGGCGGGCGCGAGGAGAUCGACUUUGAGCGGCUCAGCAGCAUGCCCGGCAACGCGGCGGAGGCGCUCUACAACGCCUCCCUCGCCGGCGAGCAGCCCGGAGGGAUGAUGCAGUACGUCGCCGCCACAAAGCACCUGCGGGCGGUCUGCCACGUCGGGGGGCCCUACUGCGGCGGCGGCGGCGGCGACGCGGAGCGCACGCCCGUCGCGGCGGUGCACGUGCGGCAGGGCGACUCGUGCGACCGCAAGGUGGACGAGCCAGGCCCGUGGAACGCGAUGUGGCGGCCGGACCCGAAGCGGCCGGGCAAGCUCACGCGCGAAGGCGUCGGCCGGCGCUGCUACUCGUGGCGCGUGUACCGCCAGCAGCUGCAGACCCUCCGCGCAAAGUACGGCGUGCGGACGGUGCUGCUCGCCACCGACGACCACACCGGCGAGGUCGUGCGCGCGCUGCAGGGCGAACGCGACUUCAACUGGGUCUACCUCGACUACCCGCGGCAGCAGUUCCGCAAGCGCGCGUGGAUGGAGUUCCGGUCCGACCUCGACGAGAACGCGCCCUUCUCGCUCGCGGCGGAGCUCGAGCUCCUCUCGACCGCAGACCUCUUCGUCGGCAGCAUGGGCUCGCACACGUCCCGCUCCGUCUACAUGCGGAUGGUCUCCUCCUCGCGCACCUCCCAGCUACCGCCCUUCAUCUCGGUCGACGGGUACGGACUCUGCUGCGACUUCACCGAGGAGUACGGACUCUGCUGCGACUUCACCGAGGAGUGCACGCGCGAGCAGGUUCGCGGCCGCGCCCGGCCGGUGCGCGAGUGCAUCUACCGAUUCGGCGCGGUGACGGGCGGGGAGCAGUGGAUGUACCACCGGGGGUGAGGUCUCAGCGACCGGCGAUGUGUGUGAAAAUGGGUUGAGAGGCGGGCAGAGCGCCUGUCUCAGCGGCAGCCGGCGGGGUCCUUCGUCGUCAGCACAGUGACAGUCAGACACGCAAA
Molecule: messenger RNA, 1590 nt
Organism: Emiliania huxleyi CCMP1516
Lineage: Eukaryota; Haptophyta; Isochrysidales; Noelaerhabdaceae
Exons: 5
Coding region: 98-1474 (458 amino acids)
Source: RefSeq, a predicted model, not a curated record